AUGAUCCGCGCUACGGCACCUCAAGCCGCUUCGUCUAGUGCUGCAUCGUCAUGUCUGGAACUAGCCCUACUGGUCAAUCUCCACAUCUAUUCGAGCGAUGAGGUCGUCUCCUUUCGACGUCUUGUUCGUAACGGUACAGCAUCGCAAGUCAGUAACACGGCUCGAGUUCGCGGAGUCCUAAAGCCUGGCUAUGGCCUCGAUCGGAUUAUUGGAGAACUUGAGGACAUUGCGCAUAGUGAUGGAGAGAAUGUCAUUGACCACCAUGGCUGUCUUGGGCCUUUCUCUGCUGUGGCGAUCCAGUACAGCAGCUGUGACAGCAACAUUACCAUUCGACCAUCCAUGCCUAUCCAUUCCAACCUCUGCCUCGAGAUCUGUUGUCAUUAUGGUGAGGCUGGCGCUGAAGUCGAAGUCCGAAUGAGUCUGGUCUAUCGUCGGUCCAGUAUGAGCCGUCGUGAGGCGACUCGAUUCGUACGCGUUCUUACGUCCAUUGUCGAGCAGAUCUGCAUUCGCCACACAUCCAACCAAGGAGUCGCAAGCCUCUCCGUGAAAGACCUAGCAUGCCAUGCCUUUGAAGCGGUCGAUCGAAACAGGGUAUUGGCCUGGAAUUCCAAGCAAGCACUACAAAGUCAAGAGACCCUCAUUCACAACGUCUUCUCCAGCGUCGCGGUCAAGCACGCGGACAGGGAGGCUAUAGUUGGACCUAACGGAUGCAUGACAUAUGCCAUCCUGCAUGAAACUUCUUCAGCCAUUGCAAGCUAUUUACGCAAACACCUCACUGCUGAAGACCGGUGGCUUGCUUUGUAUUUCGCCAAGUCCAGCGGAAUGUGGGCUAUCGCUGGCAUGCUUGCUGUCUUGAAAACCGGACGAGGCUGCACGUUUUUGGAUACUUCAUGGCCGGACGAACGUCUUUGCGUAGUGAUUCGAGCUACGGGCACGCGCUUCCUACUGACACAUGGUACUCGAUCCGCACAUCGAGUUGCAAGACUGCAAACAGAGACCCAUCUUCAGUCGUUCGACGUAGCGCAGGCCGCCACUGCGUCGACUAUAGAAGAUCCUGAAGAAGCUCACGACUCAACCGUUCGGCCUGGCGAUGGCGCUUUCGUGGUGUUUACUUCCGGAAGCACGGGAAGUCCGAAAGGCGUUGUCCUGACCCAUGCGAAUGUGUGUACAGCCAUUACUGGUUUGAUAGAGAGGCUUGCCAUCAAUCCAUCUCAUGGAUCAUCACGCCAGCAAGUGCGUGUUUUGCAAUUCGCGGCGUACGCGUUCGACGCAAGUCUGUCAGACAUGUUGGUCGCCCUGCUGAGUGGGGCAGCGGCCUGUAUUCCCUCCGACACUGAGCGAACAAGCAACCUGCAGAGCUACAUGAAAGACCAGAACGUCACAAUAGCAUUCUUGACGCCGACCGUAGCUCGAAGGCUGGUCCCGAGUAGCCUAGACCACACGUUGAAGACUCUCGUACUUAUUGGCGAGCCCGUCACUUCUUUGGACAAGGAUCAGUGGUUGGGCAGUGCCAUCGACGUCUUUAAUGGAUAUGGCCCUACCGAAUCGACUUUCGCUGCGAGCUUAGGGCGAAUAAGACUAUCCAAAUCACCAAGCAACAUUGGGUUACCCCUGGGCUAUCGCUUCUGGGUGGUCAACUGCAACAAAGGGGGACAUUGUGAUUCGUCCGACCUAGAUGGCCGCUAUCUCAUUCCCAUAGGUGCCACUGGCGAGCUUGUGCUCGAAGGGCCUGCCCUUGCCCAAUGCUACCUGAACGAUGCCAAAUUGACACAGUCGAGAUUCAAAACGGGUUCAGCGUGGCUACCUAUCAUUGAUGGGCAAGCGUUGCUGGAGAGACGUGUAUACGGAACGGGUGAUCUCGUACGUUAUCACGAAGAUGGUUCGCUCGAGUGUCUGGGGCGAGUCGAAAAUGACACUCAGGUCAAGCUCGCUGGUCAGCGUCUCGAAUUGGCUGAAAUCGAGCAUCACCUGGCACAAGGAGCCGCCAUAGCAACGACACCUUUCUGCGACGCUGCAGUCUCAGAUCUGCCAGAUGUGUUUGUCAACAUUGUCCUCAGAGAUAACCCAUCUUCGUUCGAGCUCCGGCAGCUGCACGAGGCCGACGAGACGUCCUCCGCUUAA
This is a messenger RNA of Fulvia fulva, 2121 nucleotides long. RefSeq names its product HC-toxin synthetase. Gene Ontology annotation, biological process: secondary metabolite biosynthetic process; amino acid activation for nonribosomal peptide biosynthetic process. The record is from RefSeq and is a predicted model, not a curated record. Lineage: Eukaryota; Fungi; Ascomycota; Dothideomycetes; Mycosphaerellales; Mycosphaerellaceae. Gene Ontology annotation, molecular function: phosphopantetheine binding. The coding region runs from base 1 to 2121 and encodes 706 amino acids. Gene Ontology annotation, cellular component: cytoplasm. The transcript is spliced from 3 exons.